CGAGGCUUCGCGACAUUUUUACGACAGCGGCUGCCGUGUUCCGCGCUCGUCCUCUCUCUCCCUCCUCCUCCUCCUCGUCCUCCUCCUCCUCCUUCUCCUCCUCCUCCUCUCUCGGAGGAGCUACCGGCUGUUGUGUGGCGUCGCUGGUCUGUCCGGGCGGAUGGCAGCCUGAGUGUUCGCGAGCGUGUGUGGGAGAAGGUGAGGCGCGGACGCGCGUGGGCGAGGAGCAGAGUCAGCCGUGGCCGCCCCGCGUCGCACCCGCAGCAGCACGCGCGGCCAACCGCGCGCGAGCCGGCGCCCCGGGAGCGCGGGGACAAGGGCGGACGCUGCUCCCCGCCCCCAGCGCGUCCCUCGGCUGUCGCGCGCCCGCGGGGACCGCCCGGCGCUCCCCUGGAUGUCCCCGGCGCCCGCGCGGGGCCUCCUGCCGUCGCCGCGUGAGGCGGGCUGGUGCUGCGGCCGGCGGGUGUAGCUCGGGGGCUGCGGCUGCUGCGCGGCCCGGUCCCCACCGCGGCCCUCGGCCCCCCGCCCCAGCACCCCGGCCUUGGAGGCUGUGACAAUGGACUAUGACUUUAAAGUGAAGCUGAGCAGCGAGCGGGAGCGGGUCGAGGACCUGUUUGAAUACGAGGGCUGCAAAGUUGGUCGAGGCACUUACGGGCACGUCUACAAGGCGAAGAGGAAAGAUGGGAAGGACGAUAAAGACUACGCUUUAAAACAAAUAGAAGGAACUGGAAUUUCUAUGUCGGCAUGCAGAGAGAUAGCAUUACUCCGAGAGCUUAAGCACCCAAACGUCAUCUCCCUUCUGAAGGUGUUUCUGUCUCAUGCUGAUCGGAAAGUAUGGCUUCUCUUUGACUAUGCUGAGCAUGACCUCUGGCAUAUAAUUAAGUUUCACAGAGCUUCGAAAGCCAACAAGAAGCCAGUUCAGUUACCUCGGGGAAUGGUGAAGUCACUGUUGUACCAGAUCCUAGAUGGGAUUCACUAUCUUCAUGCCAACUGGGUGUUGCACAGGGAUUUGAAACCUGCUAAUAUUUUAGUUAUGGGUGAAGGUCCUGAGCGAGGAAGAGUAAAAAUUGCUGACAUGGGCUUUGCCCGAUUAUUUAAUUCACCUUUGAAGCCUUUAGCAGAUUUGGAUCCAGUGGUUGUAACAUUCUGGUACCGAGCUCCAGAAUUACUCCUCGGAGCACGACAUUAUACCAAAGCAAUUGAUAUUUGGGCUAUAGGGUGUAUAUUUGCAGAACUACUAACGUCAGAACCAAUAUUUCACUGUCGACAAGAGGACAUCAAAACUAGUAACCCCUAUCACCAUGACCAGCUGGACAGAAUAUUCAAUGUAAUGGGAUUCCCUGCAGAUAAAGAUUGGGAAGAUAUAAAAAAGAUGCCCGAACAUUCAACAUUAAUGAAAGAUUUCAGAAGAAAUACGUAUACCAAUUGCAGCCUUAUCAAGUAUAUGGAAAAGCAUAAAGUUAAACCCGAUAGUAAAGCAUUCCAUUUGCUUCAGAAGUUGCUCACUAUGGACCCAAUAAAGCGAAUUACCUCAGAGCAGGCCAUGCAGGACCCCUACUUCCUAGAAGACCCACUUCCCACGUCAGAUGUUUUCGCCGGCUGUCAGAUCCCGUAUCCCAAACGAGAAUUUUUAACAGAAGAAGAGCCUGAUGAGAAAGGAGACAAAAAGACCCAGCAGCAGCAGCAGGGCAACAACCACACUAACGGAACUGGCCAUCCGGGGAACCAGGACAGCGGCCACGCGCAGGGGCCCCCCUUGAAAAAAGUGAGAGUUGUCCCUCCUACCACUACCUCAGGUGGACUCAUCAUGACCUCCGACUAUCAGCGUUCCAAUCCACAUGCUGCUUAUCCCAACCCUGGACCAAGCACAUCACAGCCCCAGAGCAGCAUGGGAUACUCAGCUACCUCCCAGCAGCCUCCACAGUACUCACAUCAGACACAUCGGUACUGAGCUGUGCUGGAGUCUGUCAGUGCACUGUUGCUCAUGCUGCAGGACUGGCUGCGGCACUCGCGGGAACCUGGUGUGGGCCAUGCGAAUGUACUGUACAACCACAUCUUCACAAUGUCCAGUAGCCGAGUUCCACCAGGUGUCACAGAUUGGGGUGGUAGCUUCCAGGUUGUACCUAAGUUUGGAGUUAGACUUGAAAUGAAAGUGCUAGCACAGUUGUGUUGUGGGUUUGCUACUUCCAUAGUUUACUUGACAUGGUUCAGACUGACCAAGCAUAGUUUUCAGUGACAGUCUGUAGCAGUUGAAGCUGUGAAAUGUGCUAGGGCGAGCAUUUGUCCUCGUGUGUGGUGACUUUCAGUGUAACAGCGUGAUCUGACCAAUAGUACACACAGACGCAAGGUUUAACUGGUACUUGAAACACAGAUUAUGUUAACAAAAUAACCAAGAUUUAAAGAUUAUUUUGGUACACCUUUCUUUUUAGUGUCUUAUCAGUGGGUUGAUUCAUCUUCUACAUAAAUCAGUGUUUUAUGACCAAGAAUAUUGCUUGGAUUGUUUUGAAAGUACAAAAGAACCACAUAGUUUCUACUGACAGGUUUCAGAACUCCCAAAGAUUAAUUUCCAACUUAGAGGUUUGUUUUUAUUUUCAACCUAUGACGACUUGACUGGUCUUAAAGCUGCUAUUUGAUAGUAAUUAAAUAUGUUGUCAUUGAUAGAAGCCUGUUGGUUCAGCAAACUGAGAUGAGUGUUGCAGACAGUGUUUUCUUUCCUCGUCGGUGUUGCUGAUUUGUGAGCAUGCUUUCUGAUUACAAAAGCAUGAGUGGCGACCUCCGUGAGGCACGGUGACCCCUGCGAGGCACGGUGACCUCUGCGAGGCACGGCCUCAGUCCGCACUCUUCUGUCCUGAUUUGAAGCUGCCUAGUGUAGUGCUAUUACAGUUUUGUUCAGUUAACUUUCUUUUUAAAAGGUUGUUCGCACAUUUUUAGGGUGCCCUUACUUCAGCAAAGGAGAGGGAGUAGGAGAGCCUUAGAACUUUUGAGGGGAAAAUAAAAAGCUAUAACAUACAACGUACUGUAUCAAACUAUUUUACAUGAAUGACACAAGUAUUCUGAAUAAAAAAAAUGGAACAUUGUUAAAAACAAGGUGUUAUGUAAUAAAUUUAUUUUUCAUAAAUCAA
Molecule: messenger RNA, 3122 nt
Organism: Mus caroli (Ryukyu mouse)
Lineage: Eukaryota; Metazoa; Chordata; Mammalia; Rodentia; Muridae
Gene: Cdk8
Product: cyclin dependent kinase 8
Biological process (GO): protein phosphorylation
Cellular component (GO): nucleus
Molecular function (GO): protein serine/threonine kinase activity; ATP binding
Source: RefSeq, a predicted model, not a curated record